Molecule: messenger RNA, 2262 nt
Organism: Penicillium brevicompactum
Lineage: Eukaryota; Fungi; Ascomycota; Eurotiomycetes; Eurotiales; Aspergillaceae
Product: putative diaminopropionate ammonia-lyase
Exons: 1
Coding region: 1-2262 (753 amino acids)
Molecular function (GO): hydrolase activity
Source: RefSeq, a predicted model, not a curated record
AUGUCAUCUCGCCGACCCAUCUUUUUCAACCCCGCGGCUGCGGAUGAGCGCAUCACCUCCCCACAAAUCCAAGGCCUCACACAGUUCCACCAAUCAUUCCCCAACUAUGCCUCAACACCGCUAGUCGAGCUUCCUGGACUCGCCAAAGAACUGGGCGUUCGCUCUGUGUUUGUGAAGGAUGAGAGCAACAGGUUUGGCCUGCCCUCCUUCAAAGUUCUAGGCGCGUCCUGGGGAUGUUUCCGAGCGGUCGCAACGCAACUCGGGCUGUCUGCAGCAAUCUCGCUCCAGGAGUUAUCCCUUCAAGCUCAAAAUGCUUCCAUCGCUCUGACAACUGCCUCUAUGGGAAACCAUGGAAGGGCGGUCGCAUUCAUGGCGCGGCUGCUCGGUAUUGAGGCGCGUAUUUUCGUCCCUCGAUCGCUGAACCAGGGCACUCGCGAUCUCAUCGCUAGCGAAGGAGCUAGUAUUGUUGUCGUCCAAGGCGACUAUGAUCAGGCCGUACAGGCGGCUCUACAAGAGAGUCUAGCACAGAAUGUUCUUCUCAUUCAGGAUACUGCAUUUGAAGGAUAUAACGAUGUUCCUGCGUGGAUUGUGGAGGGAUACUCCACUAUGAUGAAAGAAGUUCAAGAUGAGCUCACCGGCCGUGGAAUAUCAGCUAGCGUGAUAGUCACCCCCGUUGGCGUGGGUAGUCUUGCCCAUGCAGUGGUCAAGCACUGCAAGUCGCAGAGUGACCCCAUAUCCGUCAUCGCUGUAGAGCCAGAUACUGCAGCAUGUCUAUCUUCCAGCUUGAACACCGGAAAGUCAGUCACAGUGCAGAGCUCUGAGACUAUCAUGGAUGGUAUGGACUGUGGCACUGUAUCAUCUUCUGCGUGGCCUGAUCUUCAACGGUCAGUCGACGCCUGUGUUACAGUCUCAUCCUACGAGAGCCAUCGCGCACUUCAAUACCUCCAAUUCAAUGCUAUGAAUGCCGGCCCUUGUGGAGGCGCAUCCCUAGCUGGUUUACGCCGUCUGGCUACGUCAAAGGAGGCUUCACUAUUGAAUGGGGAUUCUGUUGUAGUCCUUCUCAGCACCGAAGGGGCCCGUCCAUACACCACCCCGAAGGAUGUCUCCGUUGACGAUGCGGUCGGCCUAACUCAAGCCCUCACUCAAAUCAACUCCUCGAAUCCGACACUUUCCGUAACAGACGGAGUGGGAGAGAAUGAGAUCGCCAAUUACCUGGCAGCCUGGUUUUCCCAUCGAGAUAUCGAGUACCACUGGAUUGAAAAGGUCACAGGACGACCCUCUCUUGUUGGAAUUAUCCGCGGCACUGGGGGCGGAAGAUCGCUCAUGUUCAAUGGUCAUACAGAUACUGUCAGCCUGACUACCUACGAGACUGAUCCUCUUUCUGGUUCGAUCGGAAUGAAGGACGGAAAGGAUGUUGUCUUCGGACGCGGCUGUUUGGAUAUGAAAGGUGGCCUUGCAGCAGGAUUAGCAGCUCUCGCGGCGACAAAGGCCAGUGGUCGUUUGCCUCGAGGUGACGUGAUCGUUGCUGCUGUUUCGGAUGAGGAGGACAACUCUCAAGGAACGCAGGACGUGAUCGAGGCUGGCUGGCGUGCCGACGGGGCUGUGUUCCCGGAACCAACACAGGGAGCAAUCUUGACUGCCCACAAGGGUUUCAUUUGGAUUGACGUGGAGAUCCUGGGAGUGGCUGCCCAUGGAUCCGAUCCCUCAUCGGGAGAAGAUGCAAUCCUUCAUGCCGGAGCUUUCCUACAAGCCCUGGAGCAAUAUCAAUCACAGUUGCCUGUUGAUGAUCUUUUGGGUCAAGGAUCUUUACACUGUGGUAUAAUCCGGGGUGGUGAAGAGCCAUCGUCCUACCCGAGCAACUGCACCAUCACAAUCGAAUUCCGCACAGUCCCUGCGCAAACGGAACAGACCCUUCUUACAGAUAUGGCGGCAUUGUUAAAGGACAUCGCACAAAAGAAUCCUCGAUUCAAAUACGCUGAACCGCGCAUCACCAUGAUGCGUCCCACGCAGAAGGUGGCUGCCGACCACCCGUUUGUGCAGACUGCUGUUUCAUCUGCGUCUUCAAUUCUAGGCAAUGAACCUCUUGUGAAAAGUGGCCCAUUCUGGACUGAUGCGGCGUUCUUUGGUGCCGUUGGCGUCCCUUCGAUCGUCUAUGGGCCUGCAGGAGAAGGACUGCAUGCUAAGGAGGAAUGGGUUGAGGUUGAAAGUCUCCAGCAGUUUGAGAAGGUGUUCACUCAGCUUGUCAAAGACUUUUGCUACUGA